AUGUUACGCCUCAGUGUGUCUUGCUUUGGGUUAAAGCGAAAGAACUCCACGCAUGUGCACAAGUUUCUUGAAGGAUGUCCCCUUCCAGAGACGCUUGUGGAUGACCUUGCGGGAGCGAACUUAAAGUCGUCUACGCCGUUCUUCAGCACGAUGCCACGUUACAUUGUGGCGAAGGAAAAUCGUCUGUCAACGUUGUUUUUUCAUCAUGCACUUUAUCCUGCGGGAGGGGCGCGGCGACCGUACCGUGUGGUGGUGGUCCGCGGUGGUCGCGGGGUGCGGAGUCAACCCGGCGUGGCCGUAACCCUCUCCAAAAGUGCUUUUGAGGAGAACUCCUGUCGUCUUUAUCGAGAUCCGGCACGGCGUCCGUUUUUCUACUCAAGGCCAGCUGCUCUGGCACCGUCUCGUUUCAGCCACGAAGUGAGGAACAAGGAUGAGGGAAAGAACGAGGCGCCCGUCAACUCCAGCAAUGUGACUGGUCAAGAAAAAGGCAUGACGGCAACGUCGUCGCGUUCUACCGAAGACAGCCUGCUAGCGCCCCUAUGUGGGGUUAUUGAAAGUCACUUUCUGGCACUCUUAAAGCAACACGCGAUAGAGGAGGGUGGUGGGAACGAGAUGACAGCCGACCCUACAAGAGCAAGAGAAGGUACAGGAAAAACAAUCGAGGAGGAACUGGCGACUUUGUUGAGUGGUGGUCACGGUGGUAUAAUGACGGCGGAGGAGGAAAGGGAUACGACGGUCUUAAGCCCCCCCUGUAGUGAUAUUGUGGGAAAGAUGCUGCGGAAUGUCGCGUCGCUUCCUUUUUCCUUCUUCCACGUCCACGUUCACUUGCCGUCCUCUGCUCUGUUUUUGACGCCAUCUACUACAAAAAAGAACACCGCCACUCAUGAGGCACGGGUACUCUUUGAUAAAAGCGAAGAGGAUCGUACACGAAAGUCGGUGGUGGCGCGACUUGCCGGCGGGUUAGAACCUGCUGUGGCCUUUGCUGUGGGAUCGCCUUUAGUUGUGCGUUGUGGCGCAACAUGUGGGAGUUCUGCGGGGUAUGAAGGUGUGGUGGCAGACGGGAUGCCGUUUGGACAUAUUCAGUGCCUUCUGCGCGUGUGUACUAGAGGGGGGAGAAGUGACGGCGGUGAUGAAGCGGAGGAAGUCGCAACAACACCCAAGACGUGCAGCGAACACCCCGAAUCCCUGAUGCACGAGUCUAACGCCUUUCCCGUGGCGACAAAUGACCGUGAGAGCAAUAAGAGAGAAAACGUUAAUGAUUAUCACGGCACUCCAAACGGAAUUUUAGAACCAUGGAAGCUUGGCGUGAGUUUGGACCCGAAGAUACCCUUUUAUGUGAGGACGAUGACAGAAAAACGACCUGCUGCAGCUCGCACUGGAAGUACAUUUGAUGAUGUCUUGUCAUCAUCUAGAUCAGGCGGUUGUACCCUGUUAGGGCGAAGGGAUUGUGAGACGUACAUUCUGCCUCAGCGCGAGUUGCUUUUUUCCUUUUAUGCUCCUGCGGAGGUGGUCACAAUGUGUGCACAACAAAAUGAAGAGCGAAUGCGGCGACAAGCGGCAUUGGGCCAUAGUGGUCCGACGCACGUGUUUGCAGAAGGUCCACGGACAGCGAGUCGACUCCUGCAGGGAGCGCAUUGCAAUCAUGCGGCAGCAGAGGAAGCAGCGGUAGCGGCGGCGUCCAAAUAUGGCACUGUUUGUGGAGCCACACCGCAAAACGGUUCUGUCAUGUAUGAAGUUCGGGCGCUGCCGGGUGACGUUGUGUUUGUCCCGCGGGGAUGGAGGUACAGUGUGGAGCGUAUUGUUGGUACGGCCAUUAUGAACGCCGCCGCCACGUCCACGCCCACAGAAGGAGUGAUGACAAGGAAGAAGACGGGAUCUGAUGUUUUGCCAUACGGAGAAAUAAGGACUGCCUUCAUGCAUAACAAACCCUCGACGCUUGCAUCCUUGUUGGGGAAGGUGCGCAAUGUGUCUAUGAAGACAGAAUCACAACUGAGGUGCAUGGAGGCCGCGGAAAUAUGUGGAGUUGAAGUGGAGGCCUUUUUACUGUGUUACAAACCGUAUCCCGUGUUAUCUGCCGAACAGGCCGCCGCAUAUGUCCCCUCCAAUUAUGUGCGCCGUGGCGUCGAGGAGUUUUACGCCAAGGGUGGGAAUGACGUAUUUCACAAGUACGUGUAA
Trypanosoma cruzi is the source of this 2175-nucleotide messenger RNA. RefSeq lists its product as uncharacterized. NCBI's taxonomy places the organism in Eukaryota, Euglenozoa, Kinetoplastea, Trypanosomatida, Trypanosomatidae. The transcript has a single exon. The record is from RefSeq and is a predicted model, not a curated record. Bases 1 to 2175 code for a protein of 724 amino acids.